AUGCCCAUCAGAAACAGCACUGCUUUUACAGAAUUCAUCUUACUGGGGCUCACAGACUGCCCCGGACUGCAGCCUCUCCUCUUCGUGCUGUUUCUGAUCAUUUACCUCGGCACGCUCUUGGGAAACCUGGGCCUGAUGGUGUUAAUCAGAAUGGACUCCCGCCUUCACACACCCAUGUACUUCUUCCUCACCAACUUAGCCUUUGUGGAUUUGUGCUACGCCUCUAAUGCCACGCCACAGAUGCUGGCUAAUUUCUUAUCGGACAAGAAGACCAUUUCCUUUGUCGGCUGUUUCACACAGUGUUAUGUGUUCAUCGCUCUUCUCCUCACCGAGUUCUACAUGCUGGCAGCAAUGGCCUACGAUCGCUACGUGGCCAUAUGUAACCCCCUGCACUACAAUGUCAGGAUGUCCAGGCGGGUCUGCAUUGGUCUGGCCACAUUUCCUUAUGUCUAUGGCUUCUCAGAUGGGCUUUUUCAGACCAUCCUGACCUUCCGCCUCGCCUUCUGCAGAUCCAAUGUCAUCAACCACUUCUACUGUGCUGACCCACCGCUCAUCAGGCUCUCUUGCUCUGACACCUCCAUCAAGGAGUACGCCAUGCUUGUAUCAGCUGGCUUCAACCUCUCCAGCUCCCUCGCCAUCAUCGUGGUGUCCUAUGCCUUCAUCCUCGCUGCCAUCCUGCGGAUCAAGUCAGCUGAAGGCCAACGCAAGGCGUUCUCCACCUGUGGCUCUCACAUGAUGGCCGUAACCCUGUUUUAUGGGACGCUGUUCUGCAUGUAUGUAAGACCUCCGACAGAUAAGACUGUUGAGGAAUCGAAGAUAAUAGCCGUCUUCUACACCUUUGUAAGUCCUGUCCUUAAUCCUUUGAUCUAUAGUUUGAGAAAUAAAGAUGUCAAACAAGCCUUGCUGAAAAUCCUCACACGUAAUAGAGUCACGGUGGCUUCCGUGUUUAAACUUUCUCAAAAGACUUCAUUCUGA
Ochotona curzoniae (black-lipped pika) is the source of this 975-nucleotide messenger RNA. Its product is annotated as olfactory receptor 5M11-like. The transcript has a single exon. The record is from RefSeq and is a predicted model, not a curated record. Lineage: Eukaryota; Metazoa; Chordata; Mammalia; Lagomorpha; Ochotonidae. The coding region runs from base 1 to 975 and encodes 324 amino acids. Gene Ontology annotation, cellular component: membrane. Gene Ontology annotation, biological process: sensory perception of smell; G protein-coupled receptor signaling pathway. Gene Ontology annotation, molecular function: G protein-coupled receptor activity; odorant binding; olfactory receptor activity.